Messenger RNA from Phytophthora nicotianae INRA-310, 459 nucleotides. RefSeq lists its product as hypothetical. The record is from RefSeq and is a predicted model, not a curated record. The transcript has 2 exons. Bases 1 to 459 code for a protein of 152 amino acids. NCBI's taxonomy places the organism in Eukaryota, Oomycota, Peronosporomycetes, Peronosporales, Peronosporaceae.
AUGAACCGGAGCAAGCAGAUUCAUCAAGAAGUGCGGAAAGCAACAACACAGGACAUGACACUACGCAACGUAUGUUUGAUUGAUUUAUCUGGUAACAACGCUGAUGAAGCCAACAAUUGCCGAGAUGACGAUUGCAACUACCAAGUUCUGGACUCGGGAGAUGAAUCUGAAGAAGACGACUUGAAUGAUCUGGAUGGAAGUGAUUCUGAAGUCGCAGUUGUUGAUACUGUUGACGGGGAUGAUGAAGAGGCCUUUGACAAUGAAGAGCGUCACUUUGCAGACCAUUUCUUAGAGUCUAUGGGCGGCGAAGAACAAGUUUUAGCAGGUGAAAUUCUUGGACCUGCACUGAAGGAAUACUCAACAACUGGGUGGCAUGAAAUCGAUACGCCGGAUGUGGAGAAAUUCCUGGAAACACCGUACACCCCGGUAGGCGAUAACAAGAGUACCCAGACCUACUGA